AUGAGCCAAACAUCUGCAACUGAGGCUAGUCAGCUUGUUGAGUAUCUGACUGAGAUAGAAUGUGUUGCUGAAGAUAUUCUUACCAGUCGCCGGGAGAUAAUUGACCUUGACAGGCAGAGAAAUAAAACAAGAGAGGCCAUAAGAGCAUUACAGCAAGUAAAGGAAGAUGAGAAAACAUGGAUGUGUGCUGGGAGAAUGUUCCUCAAAAUGGACAAGGAGAAAGCUGUAACCAUAUUGAACAAAGACUAUGAUGAACUGGAUAAAGAAAUUGGCUUAGCUAGGGCAAAUUUAAGGCCUAAAGUAAACAAAUUACGUGACCUGGAGAAGAAGGAUGAGCUGAAAGGAUUUGACCUUUGUCCCCUUACCCCAGAAGAAAGGAAAUCAGUUGAAAAUCUUUUAUGA
Molecule: messenger RNA, 402 nt
Organism: Candidula unifasciata
Lineage: Eukaryota; Metazoa; Mollusca; Gastropoda; Stylommatophora; Geomitridae
Source: the annotation of a GenBank genome assembly